AUGAGAAACACUGAGGGGGAUAUAAAAAGAUGGAGACACGAAUACACUCUUGAUGAAAUUGUGAACUUAUUCCACCAUUUUGGAGAGCAAUUGGGAAUUGUGCCCAAACACAUUUUCACCUUCUGGCUCCUCCCCAUCCCCUUUGUUGACCCACCCCUGGCUCGCCCCGCCCCUCCUACGCGGAAGCGGAAGAGGUUUAAGGUUCGGGCACGCCUCCGCCACUACAGUCAAUCUGGGGCUUUUGGGGCCGGUCGUGCAUUUGCUCCCAACAUGUCCAGCCCCCGGAGAAACGCCGAUAGCUGCCCGGGUGCCUCGGGGACUGGGGCAGGCGCGGGCAGUGGCGGUGGCGGCAGUGGCAGCCGCCCCGGCAGCCCAGCUCAUGUGAACCACAGCAGCGGCGCAGGCGCCAGCAGGUUUGAGUUCCAGUCUCUGAUGAGCAGCCGCAACCCGGGCUCCGAAUCGAGCACGGCGCGGCUCCGCGCCUCUGAGAGCCCGGUGCAUCGUCGCGGCUCCUUCCCCUCGAUCGGGUUGGCCGCGCCGCAAUCCGCCCAGCCCCCUCUGCCAGAGGAGGACUCUAUGAAGCUGAACCCUUCCUUCCUGGGCAUCGCUCUCCGCUCCUUGUUGGCUAUUGACUUGUGGAUGUCCAAGAGGCUGGGCGUGUGCGCCGGGGAAAAUUCGUCCUGGGGCAGCGCCAGGCCCCUCAUGAAGCUGCUCGAGAUAUCAGGCCACGGGAUCCUUUGGCUGGCCGGCACCGCCUACUGUCUGUAUCGGAGUGACAGCUGGGCCGGUCGCGAGGUCCUAGUCAAUCUGCUUUUCGCUCUGCUCUUGGACUUGAUCUUGGUGUCGCUGCUCAAAGGGCUUGUUAGACGGCGAAGGCCCUCGCACAACCAAAUGGACAUGUUUUUCACGUUCUCGGUGGACAAGUAUUCCUUCCCCUCCGGUCAUGCCACCAGAGCUGCCCUGGUGUCUCGAUUCAUCUUGCACCACCUGGUGCUGGCCAUUCCUUUGAGGGUGUUGAUAGUGCUGUGGGCCUUCAUCUUGGGCCUCUCUAGGGUCAUGCUGGGAAGGCACAAUGUCACAGAUGUAGCUUUUGGUUUUUUCUUAGGUUACAUACAGUACAGUAUAGUGAACUAUUUUUGGCUGUCUCCCUUCAAUGUCCCUGCACUUUUUGCUCUCUGGAGUCACGAGUAAAUUAUUUUAUUGUUUAUGGGACCAGAAGAAAAGAAACAAAAGCUUCCAAAGCUUCCAAGAGAAAAAGGACCAAACAUAUACACCAGCAUCCAUCAUGCUCUUGUAGACAAAUUAGGACCUGCCUUGGAAUUUGAGUCUCAAAGGAAAAAAAAGUAACCCCCUACCAUCUUGAUAUUUGCUAGAUUGAAGCAUGUGCCAGCUAUAAGGUGAACACAGUCAUGUUAGGUAAAUAAGAUAUUUAUAUAGACAGAAUUAGACAUAUAUAGGUCUUCAUUAACAACUAUGUCAGUAAGUAAAUAGCAAAGAAAUCAAGCAGUUUUGCUGUUGAUGACUAAUUUCUUUGAAAGUUUACAGUCAGUGGAUAAUAUAAUUCUAAUUAUCUCCCAUACAUGAUACCUCUUUUUAAAGGGGAAAAGGGGGAAAAGAAAUGUUAACUAGAAUUAUAUUUUGAAUUAUUAAUAUGUAUUAAAGUGAACAAUUCAUUAGUUUGCUAUAGAGUAGAUUUCAAACACAAUUUUGAAAAUAUAAAACAAAUUCUACUAUGAAAGACUGGUGCUAUAGAUAUGUAGAUUUUUACAUUUUUAUUUAUUCACUUUUAAGAACACAUGUUUUGUUUUUUGAUAGCUACGGGAAAGUACAUUUCCAUCUUUGGCGAUACAACAAAUUAGGACAAUCUUCCCUAUCCUGUUAAAAAAAAGAUGGAUGUAAAUAUUUUACAUUCCUAUCUAACACUACCUGUUAGCAUUCAAAAGAGAACCCAAUGGCUGAGAGAAAAUACAAAUACAGAAUAUACUUCAAGAACUGGCUAUUUCAUCAAAGUGAAUGCAUCUUCCACCAAUGCAGAUGGCUCCCCCUCCAUGCCUACCAGAUGGUUUCAUUACUUUCUGUGGAUUAAAAAAAAGUCAUCACCUGGUGGCUAGUCCUUUGGUCAUAAACUUCUCCAUCUUAGCCAAGAGGGUCCUUGGACCAGAGAUUUGCAUUCAGUCACCAGGGCUGUAUGUGAAGUCUUUCCAGCUUGGUGACAUCAGUCUUGGAGAGCUUGCACUUCUUUGACAUAAUCUUGAAGAACCCAAGGUUCCAUCCACACCAUGGUGAGGUACUGGAGGACUUAAGUAGAGGAGCACACAAUAUAAAAGAGGGGGGAAAUGGGGAGCUGAAAGAUGUCAAUUAGAAGAAUGGAAAGGAGGACACACAGCUAGGUGACUCAAUGGCCAGAGUCAGAACCAGGAGUUCCUAGAUUCAAAUUUGACCUCAGACACUUCCUAGCUGUGUGACCCUGGACAAGUCACUUGCCCCAGUUGCCUACCCCCUUGCUUUUCUUCUGCCUUAGAACCAGAAGGUAACAAUUAAAAAAAAAAAAAAGAAUGUGGGAGUGGGUUGUCUUUUAGUUAAUUCUGUGGCAGUUUUGCUGGUUAUUUAUGGUGACUUGGCUAAAUCAAAUUCUCCAAUUUUGUGAUAGAAGGUAGAAAUAAUCUCUUUGAAAAGAAUUCAUUCAUUAAAAAGCUAUUUGUUGGGAAAGGUCAGUUAGAAAGUCACUAUGAGUGAAUAUUUCAUCUAGAAGCAGAAAACUAUAGAUUAGCCAUAUAUUACCUGAAUGGACCACUGUGGUGUUUUGUCAUCUAUCAUUUCUACUCAAAAAAAAGGAUAAAACUUUGCUGAGGGGUGGGAAAUAGUACCAAUUUUAAAGGUGACAAUGCAAGCUUUCUCAUGUACAAUAAAAAGGACCUGUGUAUUUUGUAAUUUCUUGUUAUAUUUGGGAGAUGUUUUUUCCUGUAAUGAUUUUAGUGUGAUGGAACAAACAGAUUCUCAAAUAUUGACACUCUUCACUGUGAGAUUGCUGUUGUACCAGGCACAAUAUAUAAUUACUGAAUUUCUUUAUUUUGACUUAUGUCAUUGAGAGAAUUUCAUCCAGGAUGCCUCCACAAAUCAUUUUACCAAAACCAUUCCUAUUUUUAAAUGAUGCUGAAGCCACAAAGAACCUUUAAGUGAUGCAGGGAGUCAAACACUAUAAAAUUCAACAUAAGAAUGUUAUCAGCAUUUAUAAAUAGAAAACAUUGUGAUCUACAGUACCCUUUUGCAGAUGUUAUAUUGGGUAACUGGAAUCAACUAAGGCAAAUGUAACUAAGUCUGAGUAGAAGACAAACUCUUACUGGGUAGAAAGCACUUAGGAAUUCCAACUACUCCCUGUGGGUAAAUGGAAUCAUUUUCAUUUCAUUUUAACCCAACACUGACUACCUCUUCACUUCCAGAGUCCACAUGGUGAACUACCUAAAUUUGUGAAGUUCUAAAAUUAUUUUGUUCCAUUUUACUUCUAAAGAUUUCCUAUCAUUACAGCAAUGCUAUUGCCAGAUGUUUAAAGUUAUGAGACUCCUGUUCAUGGCCCUCCAAAUUAACUCUUAGGGGCUUUAAGGCAAGAUAAUUUUGUUGAAUGUUUAUGCCACUGAGAUUCACUUAAUUAAAUAGCACCAAAGUUUACUGAUUCAAA
Messenger RNA from Monodelphis domestica (gray short-tailed opossum), 3676 nucleotides. It is a transcript of the gene PLPP6, whose product is annotated as phospholipid phosphatase 6. Lineage: Eukaryota; Metazoa; Chordata; Mammalia; Didelphimorphia; Didelphidae. Gene Ontology annotation, molecular function: sphingosine-1-phosphate phosphatase activity. The record is from RefSeq and is a predicted model, not a curated record.